Molecule: messenger RNA, 3725 nt
Organism: Cyprinus carpio (common carp)
Lineage: Eukaryota; Metazoa; Chordata; Actinopteri; Cypriniformes; Cyprinidae
Product: low density lipoprotein receptor adapter protein 1-like
Biological process (GO): regulation of cell population proliferation; regulation of mitochondrial membrane potential; negative regulation of insulin receptor signaling pathway
Source: RefSeq, a predicted model, not a curated record
CCCUCUCACGGAUUCUCUGCAGUGCAAACGAGUCCUCUAAAUCCAACGGAGCAAGUUCUGAAGUCACGGGAGGGGAUAUUUCAGUUUAGACGUUUAAUGAAAGGGCGUAUGGUUACUAAACUUCCGCUCGUGUUGUUUUGAGUAAAAUGAUUUGUUCUUAACGUUUAUUCAGAUGAAUCGCUAUUCAUGCUUGGUUUAAAUCCAGCGGUGAAUAAAGAAAAUUGAACACCCGCGUAUCUCACAAAAGCUGUUAAGAGCAUGCUUACAGUAACCUUCAGACACACAUAUACCCAUUGUUUGGAGCAGAAGUAUUCGGGGUGGAACACAGCAGUUACGGUACUUCCUGAGACUGAGUUGACUUACUAGCCAAAGCACCAUCAGAAAGCUGAUAAAAGAAUGGGCUAAAAAAAAGAAAGGAUGGAAAGCCAUACACCGUACUCGAUGUGUAUACCAUGUCUCGAGGCGGGUCAUUCCAGCUCAUGCAGACUUUAAGGAAAUCUCCAGCUGUUUUCUGCCGCCGUUUCCGCCAGGACCGUGCUCAGACCCUCUCACAUGGUGAUCCACUUUUCAAGGUGCACUACCUUGGUACGGAAAAGAUAUAUUCCCUGGAUGUAGAGCAGGCUGAGGAGGCCAUAUGCCGCUUACUGGAGAAAUCACCAGACAUGGCUACCCUAGGCAAGCUUGGCAAGGAGCAUGCUCUUGUUGUCCGACCUCGCUACAUAGAGGUGAAGGAGAUCAGCACGGGCAGACAGCUCACUAAAACCUAUCUGAAAGAUAUUGCAUAUUGCACAGCUGACACAAGCAAGCCCAAUCUUUUCCUCUACAUCUGUAAGCAGCGAGGCCAGCAGCUACAGUGUAGAGUGUUCUGGUGUAGCAGACCUGACCGAGCAAAAGAUAUGACUGCCUGCUUAGCCACAUCUUUCCAGAAUGCUCUGAACGACUUGCAAAAGGAGGAGACCAGUCAUGUUACAGGAGAAAAAAGUGAAAAGGAGGGAAAGCCAAUUGCAGUGAUGGGGAAAAAGCAAAAGCUCCGCAUUACCAGCAGACUUGAGAAAAAGUCGGUGACAGAGCCCUUUGAGAGUGCUGAUGAGGAGAACCAGUAUCAGUAAUAUAUGAUAUGACUGCCACAAUUUAUAUAUAUAUAUAUAUAUAUAUAUAUAUAUAUAUAUAUAUAUAUAUAUAUAUAUAUUUACAGUUGUCAUAUAUAUACAGUACUAUGCAAAAGUCUUUGUAUUUUCACCAACAUAAAAUGGUUUUAAGACAGUUACUUCUAUCUUUUGCUUUAGUGUGUCAGUAGGAGAUAUCAGUUUACAUUUCCAAGCAUUUCUUUUGCCAUUAAUUGUAAUAAUCCAGUCAGACAGUGCUCCACACAGAGAUCUCCACAGACCAUCAUCCAGUCUGUCUGGAAUAUUUUGAAGACACAGAAAAAACUUAAAACAGACUAAAUCCAGAAGUACCAUGACAAUGUCUCCAAGAUACCUGAAGAAACCUACCUGCAAAGCUAUAGUACUUUGAAAAGUUUUAGGCACUUGUGUAAAAAUGCUAUAAAGUGAGGAUGCUUUCAAAAAUAAUGUCAUGAACUAAAUCAAAUCAGUAUUUCAUAAGACCACUUUUGUGUUUAAAAGCUUUUGUCCUUGGUACACUUGCACAUAGUUUGCAUGAGAUCAGAUCUCAGUGUGGAACACUGGCUGUUAUCAGACUUCUUGUGCAUACAAAAAUCUCAAUGGAUUAUUACAAUUAAUGGCAAAAGGAAAGUUUGGAAAUGAAAACUGAUAUUUUCUACUGGCCCACUAAAGCAAAAUAUAGAAAUAACUGACUUAUAAACAUUUUUGUUGGUGAAAAUACGAAUAGCCUAAGACUUUUGCACAGUACUGCAAAUAUAUUUUUUCAAAACAGAUUUCAUUGGACCAGUUUUUAUGAAAAGUGAAUGGAUGUUGAUUCACCAACAAAUAGUCCAUAGCUGCCUCAUAUAAAGGCAUAUAUCAAUAAGUGUGAGAGUAAAUGGGAGCAGCUUUAUGUUCAGACAACCAUGCAGUGUUACAAUGAGACAGUGUUACAUCAUUGUUGCCAGUGUUUAUCAGGGGGUUUCCUGUACCUAGAAUCUGUUGAAUCAGGAAAAAGUCAAACAUUACAACAUACGCUUUCAAAGAAAACCAGUUUUGCUCUUUUUACCCAGUACACCAUUGCAGCUCUUUGCUGAAUUCUCCUAAAUGCUUUAUACUUAUCCAUGUUAAAAUAUAUUUGGUCAAAAUAUUUUCCUGCUUAUGUCUCCAAGUUAUUCAUCUUUAUUCUUAUAAUAGCAUUUUUCUAAAAUAAAACCCAAUUUCACUAUUGAACUUGUUUGUUAGGUUAUAAGAGUUACUUACCUUUCAUUAAGCUCCACCCCACUUGGGUAUUGUUGCUAGGUCUGGCAAGCUGUUCAUGCAGUGCAUGAUGCAACUGAUAACAGUAACUGAACUAGCACUGCAGGAGUCUCAUCCAACACUAACUGACAUUGGUUACUGACAUUUUGACAUUCAAGGUUUUGUUUUCUUCAGUUUGCUUUAAGACAGCAUGUUCAGCACUAACCUGUUAUACCUGAUCUUACCCGAACCGUUUUAUUUUUUAUUUCAUUUUUUUAUUCAAGCAGAAAUUAAAAUGUCCUUUACCAUCUUAUAAAUAGGAGAUUUAACUCAUUUAACACAGGCUUUGCAUCUUCAAAUCAUUUUGUUAAGUAUUCUAAUCACUAGGUGUGACAUUCUGAAAAGGUUUUUUACCUAAUUUGGUUCUUACAUUUGACGAAUGAAAAAAAUAAGCCCCAACAAUUUUUUGUUGAGUAAAAGAAAAAAUAUAUGGCAAUAAACCCACAAUAGACUUAUAGAUGAACAAAUACCAAUGAUUGCAUGUAAGUCUAUGUGUCAAUAAUGAGGACUAACGUGUACAAAUUGUACUGUUCAUGUACAAAUUAUAUUUGCCGACAAUGAUGAGCUGUAAAUUUGUUUGCAUCCAAAAGAUAGGUGGGUGCUAACUUAUACAGAACAUCUCCAUAGUCAAGAACUGACAGAAAGGUAUAUAAGAAAGGUGGAAAAAAGUGAUUUAUGUGACUUCCAAAGUGGCAUGGUUGUUGGUGCCAGACGGGCUGGACUCAGUAUUUCAGAAACUGCUGAUCUACUGGCAUUUUUACACACAACUCUCUUCUCUAGGGUCAACGGGUCCAAAAAAUACAAAAAUAUCCAUUGAGCGGCAGUUCUAUGGGCGAAAUGCCUUGUUGCUGCCAGAGGUCAGAGGAAAAUGGUCAGACUGGUUCUAGCUGAUAGAAGGGCAACAGUAACUCAAAUAACCACUCGUUACAACCGUGGGAUGCAGAAGAGCAAAUGGCCUCCUCAGUCACCAGAUCUCAAUCCAAUAGAGCACAUUUAGGAUGUGGUGGAAUGGGAGACUCGCACCAUGUAUGUGCAGGCGACAAAUUUGCAGGAACUAGGUUGUGCUGUCAUACCAAAAUGGUCAAUAUGCAUUAAGAGCCGGGGGUGAAAACUUUUUCAAUUUGAAGCUCAGCGUAAAUUGAAUUUUGUCUUAUCUAAUUAUACUAUAUGAAAAAAUAUUAUAUUUAAACAAAAUAAGAAAAAUUUACAUGUCUUCAUCCUCUUCAGAAGUUUUCACCCCAGUUCUUAAUGCAUAGUGUUUCCUUCUGGAGCAUCAGUGAAUGUUUGAAUUGUUGCAUAUGAGGAUAAAGAUGUCAAAAUAUA